Molecule: messenger RNA, 8305 nt
Organism: Vanessa tameamea
Lineage: Eukaryota; Metazoa; Arthropoda; Insecta; Lepidoptera; Nymphalidae
Gene: pico
Product: pico
Exons: 13
Coding region: 441-3569 (1042 amino acids)
Biological process (GO): signal transduction
Source: RefSeq, a predicted model, not a curated record
AACUUUACUCCAGUUGAGUUCGAGAUUGCGUUCGCUGCAUGUGUUUCGUAACGACAUCGCGUCCCCCUUUGUUCUGUUAUAUUUAAACUUUUUGUGAAAAUGAAAGUAUUUCAAAUAUUUUUAUCAAUUAGAUUGUGAAUGGGCGAGGUCACCAUCUAUCGUUUGUACGAUUUACUCGAAAGUCAAGCGCGCAGACUCCGACUCGAUUGGGGCGCUGGAAUCAAAUAAAUCGCGUGUUAACAAACUUGAGAUUACGUCGCCAAGCUCCAGUCGCUAACUUGCAGAUGUACUUCCUUCCGUGGAUUAUGGUUAUCCAAUGACAAUAUGAGUGGAUAACGGUUGUGCAUAAAGAACACGCGAAGCCGCCGGCCUUUGCUUAUAUUUUUCUAGUGUGAGUUGUGGUCGGUGAGUCAUUACGGUGAGAUGUGAGCGGGCGAGGAAUGAUGGACGUGCAACUAAGUGAACAGACUAAGUGGCAUCGUGGAGGCUUCCUCUCCACACUUAACAGAAGUUUUCGUCUGGCCACAAAGUCUAAAAGCCUCACUAGUUCUCCCGUAGAGAAUAAAUCUAUUGAACAAAGUUUGGAUAUGACUACGGCGGGUUUAAAUGCCUCCAGUGAAACACCAAUAGCAUUACGACCGCUGGAGAUUGUUGCGCCUCGUAUUGACACGUACAGGUUUUCGAUGGCUAACUUGGAAGAAACUCAAGAUGCUGAUUUGGACGCUAUACUUGGAGAGCUUUGCGCACUUGAUUCAGAAUAUGACGAAGAAAUAUCCAGAGUAUCAUCAGAUUACUCUUCACAAGCAAAAGAAAGAAGUGGAGGUGAGAGUUCACAAAGGCAAGAGAAUAAAGAUGUUAGCGAUGGGGCAUCUACUAUCACCCGCACUGACUCCCCUGACAAUGAUUCUGCUUUUAGUGACACUGUAUCUAUGCUAUCCAGUGAAUCAUCAGCAUCUAGUAGUGCAAGUUCUAAAUGUAAACCUAUUAAAUUAAGUCUACUACCAAAUCAGAAGGAUGCGGUUUUUCAACAGAAAGCGGAUAAAAUCAAGCUCGCUUUGGAACGCAUGAGAGAAGCUAAUAUUAGAAAACUCUUCAUUAAGGCUUUUUCAAUGGAUGGCUCAUCAAAAAGUUUACUAAUUGAUGAGAAAAUGACAUGCGGCUAUGUGGCGCGUUUGCUGGCUGACAAAAAUCAUGUCACUAUGGAGCCGAAGUGGGCGAUAGUGGAGCACCUACCUGAUCUGCAUAUGGAACGGGUGUAUGAAGAUCACGAAAUGUUAGUCGACAAUCUGAUGCUAUGGACGAGGGAGUCCAAAAACAAAAUACUAUUUGCUGAGAGACCUGACAAGAUAUCACUUUUCCAAACACCAGAGAAGUUUCUUUUUACUGAAGAUGACAAAGGCUGGUCCAGUGAACAAGAUGAACAUACGCGUCAAGUGAUUAUAGAAGAAUUUUUCGGCCAAAGCGGAGCUUCUUCGAACAUCCCAUCCGUAUCAGGGCAUCCUGUACCACCCAUGGAAGGCCCUCUCUAUUUAAAAAGUGAUGCCAAAAAGGGAUGGAAGAAGUUUUACUUCGUACUACGACCAUCUGGACUGUACUAUUUACCGAAAGAUAAAGUGAAGACUUUGAAGGAAUUGGUGUGUUUGGCAACAUUCGACACUAACGAAGUGUAUUUAGGAUUGAACUGGAAGAAAAAAUACAAAUCUCCCACCGACUUCUGUUUCGCUAUAAAGCAUCCGCGGCUGCAACAGCCGAAAAGCGUCAAAUUCAUCAAGUUCCUUUGCGCCGAUGAUCAGAAAACUCUGGAGAGAUGGAUCACUGCUAUGCGAAUAGCUAAGCAUGGCAGACAACUCCUAGAGAAUCACCGCUCCCUCGUCGAGGAACUCACUCAAGAAGAUUUAGAUCACUUGGCGCAUGCGCGUUCAUGUUCUAUAACAUCGAUCCCUACAAAGACAAAUGGCACGAUGCCAAUGGGGGUCAACAACCCCGCGCAGUCUGCCUCUAGCAAUAUCAGUGCUGCCAACUCCGACAUCAGUAGUGGCAGACAUUCCCGCGCUUCAUCAUCAAGUUCCAGCGGAUGUCUGUCAGAUGGCGGCACUGCUUCCGAGAGCGCGUUUGACUGCGAGUUUCCUAUGGGUACAAUAAAACGAAAGCCCUCAAUGAAGCCAAAUAUACCGCUGACGUGGAUGACCCGACAGCUAAAGGAGAUGGUGGAGAACGAAGGCGAUACAGACACGGGUGACACGGGCACGCUCACGAGACGAACUCGACCGCGCGAUGACUCCACGCUAAAACGACACCAUUCCACCGCCACAGAAUCUUCAGACACCCCCAUCUAUAGUACCGGCAGCAUUACUUCAAGUAGUCCAGUUCGACACCAACCAACGUCGCCAACCUAUGGACAUUACGAGACUAUUACGCGAGAUCCUUACCGUAGCAGCAUAGAAACCGCCUCUUCCCUCUACGGCUACACUAUUUAUGACAAAACUCAACAGCAGCAAGAUAUAACAGCAGUAGAAGAUUUACCGCUCCCACCUCCACCGACAGACGAUGUUCCAGACGGAAUGUUCAGCUCCACUCUAAGCCUCGAUUCAUUACCGCCCCCACCACCUCCACUGGAUUCUAUAGAAGAUAUAAGUGGCUCUCAGCUUAGUCUUCCACCACCGCCUCCCGAACAUGCCAUGGAAGCCCAUUCCGGGAGGGUGCAGGAUAUCGUUAGUCAACUUACCGCCCAGCAAAUAGAACAGGCUGCGCGCGCAGGACAGAGAAAUAGUAAUCGCUUAUCUGAUUCGAGUCGGUCUUUUCCGCGUCAACCUUCACUAGAUAGUGUUCAUUCCGAGGCUUCAAAAACUUCAUCUCUUCAUUCAGAUAAAAGCAUUUAUGGAACACAGAAUGUAGCAUAUGGAGCUUGUCUAGUUGAAUUACAGACUAAGAAACUAAGCAAUGGCAGCCCAUCUGUACAAAAGAAAACAAUGGAUACAACAACUAAGGAACGAACUAGUUCCAUUAAGAAAGUAAAUUUCGCAGAUGAUUUACCAACAACUUCUGAAAAGAAAAAUAAGAAGAUCACAUUUAAUUUAACAGACGCGCCACCUUCUCCCCGGAAACCACCGCCACCCAAACGCAAUGAAAGUACCAGGUUAUCCUCACCAAAAAAACUUGCAGAUUCUAACAGCAAUCCACCCAAAGAAUUUUUAAAAGAUUUACAAAGAGUAAUGAGGAAAAAAUGGCAAGUAGCGCAGAAAUGCAAACUUGAACCAGCAACGACACCGCAUGAAGUUCUCGGCUUCAGAGAGUAUCCUCUAUCGGAUGAUUACAAAGAAACGAGUGUGUCAAUGUGGGUACAGGAACAUUAUGGAGGAGGUUCGGGCGUCGAGGAUCCGUUUUAUGAGAAUGUCUUCGGCCAGAAAGCUCCACCGAGACGUGAAGAGCCCAAGCCGAUAAAGAAACGUCCCCCACCGGCACCGCCGCGACGAAGUGACUCCACUCACUUGACCACUCACCCUGGACUACCCACAGCGACGCACUCGUCUCUGCCUGCGCAUCCUUCCACGGUACAGCCGACUGCUUGAGACCGUCUUAAUAUAUCGCUCGCUUUGUGCGGAUUCCCGUGCCGUUUGUGUUACGCCAGCAAUUCCAACGAAGCCUAAAGAUAAUAUCUUUAUGAGCGUUGUAGUGGUGUGAUGAACACAGUGAAGUUUUUGCGAGCGUUGUCGGUACAUUAUGCACUUUCUCAUGUUUAAUCAUCAUAUACGUCAGGAAUAAUGCGUUGUAGUAGCAGUGUAUUGUCCAUAAUUGCGUCAAUGUAGUGAUUUAAUGUAGUGAUGAAAGUUUAACCACUCUCUGAAUGAAGCCAAAUUGUGGUCCAUUUGUGUUUGAACAUUGAGAGUGGACGGUGGAGUAUUCUAGUUUCAUUAUUAUCUUAAAUUAACAAACUCUGUUUUUUGUAAUGAUUUGAAAUGUGACCAACGGAAAAAUAAAAAUGUUAGGUAAGUUUUGGGCAAGUUUGACGUUAUUGAAUGGCGGUGCUAUUAUGAAAUGGUAUAGUAAGGUAUGUAAACUUUUGCUGGUCCAAUUGUAACAAAAAAUAUGUACGAGAACUUGGUGAAUGGUCUCAAUGCACUGAUUUAUUAUUAAAAUUUAAUAAGUAAAACAAAACCUUAACUAUUAUUGUUUAUGGCAAAAUAUUAUAAAAUUUAUAGAAAAUUGAAUAUAUUUUAAAAUUAUUAUAUAUUAUUUAAAUAUUUAAUUAUUGGCGAUUUCCAAGAAAUGGUGCUAAUUAUAGAAGUGAGUUUAUUGUACCUAUUGUUACAAGUGGACUGUGCAAAACGUAUUUAUUAAAAUUAGUUGGGGUUUUGACAAUUUUUAUAUUAUGUUGCUAAUUUUAUUAAUGAGCAGCUCUCGGCAUAGACAACAGAGUUACCAGAUACAUAACAGAUGAAUCCAAAAUUAUUUUUCACAUAAAAGUAACGUAAUUUGGAAUUGCGAAUCUCAUAAUUUCCAUAUAUAUUUUUUUCUCAUUUUUAAUACGAAAAGAAAAUGUUUUUAUUUACGAAAAACUUAAUUGUAACUUUUAUUUUCCUCUGUGGCAACUCUGUAUUUUAGAUGAUAAAGAAACAUCCAAACAAUACACAACAUACUACCAUGAUAAAAAAUAUCUUAUGGAAUUAUGUAGGAUUUUAAAAGUUAUACUAUAAAAGGCACCUUCUGAAACCGGUUUCUAUAUUGUUUUCCCUUUUUACUAAAAUACAACAUACAUGCAUCGUAUUUAGAGAUUUAGUAUUCCUAAUUUGUGCCAUAGUUACUGUGUACUUUAAUGUUUAUAUUUAGAUAAUAACUUACAAUGUAAUUUGUUUAAUCGAAUCAUAUUUAUCCAUGAAAUUAAAUAUUUCGUUGGGGAUUUGUUUUGGACAAAAUUAUAUAUUUAAAUUAAAAAUUUGCAGCAUUUAGUGGUAAUAUUUUUUUUUGUAUUAUAAAAGAUUACUCACGACAAUGAGGGUAAUUUUAAAAUUAAAUUUGAACUCAUUUAAAACAUUCGCUAUAAUUGUAUGUAAAUACAAUUUGAAAGAAAUGUACGCAGAUUUUUUUUUACAUUAGCGAAUUAUCUGCGCUGGUUUGAAUUAUUUAUAAAAAUGAUCUCAUUCCUACGGCAUGCUUUUAUAGAUUUUUUUCACUGGGCUGUGAUAUUUUCCAAUUUGAUUGGACGCGUGCUGAUAUAUUUACCGCGGUCCAUUUAUAAAUGAUAUAACGAAAUAUCAAUGUAUUAAUAAUGUUCAUUUUUUUGUCAUUAAGAACACAUCGUGUCCUUUUACAACAAAAUUAAUAACCGUCCUCCAUGUCAACUUGGUGCAUCUUAUUUCAUAGCACAGGGAUUGUUUUUUAUACUUGGGAGAAAGUAUUUAAAGUAAAGCAGCGUCUUAAAAAAAAUGCACACGUUUGCAUUAGCAUGUUUUUUGUUCUCAACGUCUUUUUGUGACGAAAUUAUUUUCUAUUCGUAAAUCGAAAUGAUGGCCAAAUGAUUUAAAGUACGAAUACUAUGAUAAAAAUUAAGGUUAGGUAUAAACAAUAAUUUAGUAUCUUUAAAUAGUUAAAAAUAUAAUUUUCGUGAAAUCUUAAAUAAAAUCUUUUUUUUAGUAUUGGUUUUUAAUUCUUUGAAACAAUAAAAAAAUGGGUCUGUUGUACGAAUCUGACUGGACCAAACGUUACAACCUCUUGCCCAUAUGUGGGAUUGAAGGGUCACAAGUCUCGUAAGGGACCACACAAAAAACCUACGAAAUUUUCUCAUUACUGUAUACUUGGAAUCGUAAAUGAAUAAAAUAAAAGCUUUUAAAUUGCGCGCUAUCAAAAUUUGUAGUUGUUACAAUUUUGACGCGGUAUGAUGCGGAACUAAUUUCUAAUCAUGUUAUCUAUUUUUAAAUAAAUGCGUCUCAGCCGAGUAAUGCAUAGUACUGAUAAAAAUAAUGUAUAAUUGUAUUCAGUCCUAUUAGGUGACAUACAUUAUUAUAAUCUUAGUACGUUAAAUAAAACAGCGAGGUGUAAUUUCGCAGUGCGGAUUUAGCCUUUAUCCGGUCAAAUAACUCUUGUUAUUAUGAGUAUAAUUUAUUAAGAAUACAAGAUUGCGACAAAAUGAAAAAUCGUUAUGGCUUGAGAAGAUUUACGUUAGACAUUUGUAACUAGUUUACUUUCAGUAAUAAAUAAACACGAUACAGUUACGUCAUACUGUUAAUAAAAUUAUUGGCAUCGGGUUUUGAAUAUUAUCGUUGAAAGUAUUCAUAUUUUUUCUUUUCCCAUAUGAAUACGAAAAUUGUAUCUAAAUUGUAUCAGGCUGACUAAAUCAUAUACUAAAAUAGCAAAAUGUAUCUAGAAUAAUCAGUAUAUUUUUGCCAGUGUAUAAAUUAAGAGAGAAAAUAAGUUCAUUCGUAAUUAAUGAAAUGAUUGCAUCCUCAAGUAAUAUUUUAAGUAAAAGUCCAUCCAUACAAAUUAAUCAGCCCGUUAAGACUGAGAAAUCAUCAGACUUUGACAAUAAUAUUGCGUCCAGAAAAUAUUGCGACAAUUUUGGUAAAAUAAACUAACUUAUCCAUUAUACUUGCGAACAAGACUGUGUUGCUGUCACAGAAAUGAUGGAAAGUCUAAAAUCAAAGAAUCUAGCAUUAUUUUAUUUUUAUGUUUAUAAAUUAAACAACAUUUAUCUAGCACAUUAUUUUAAAAAUUAUCUACGCACUUGAUAUAAUAUUUAAAAAUCGUUUUUUUAAACGUUUUGAUACUGGUUUCGACUGCGGAAACAAAGGCUGUUGUAUCUACCAUUAUUGACGAAAAUUGGUUAUUUGUAUGCUAAGACAAAAAAUGUUUAAAUAAAAAACGUUAGUAACCAAAUGGUUCUUUCACCAUGCUAAUUAUUCAAUUGUUCAUUACACGAUCAAAUACAUUCCCAUUUGAUCUUAUAUAUUAUUGAUACAUAUUACAUCGAAAGUACUAUUCUAACUUUACUAAAAAUCAUCGACUAAUUCUAGGUAGCCGCCUUUGUUUACCUAGACUUUUUAUACUAGUUUGAUGCUUUACGUAUACUAUAUACGCAAAACAUCAAACAGCGAUUGCGAUUUAAUUAUUAUUACUUUCGUAACGAGUACAUUUUAAAUAUAUUUUCAAUAAAAUGUGCAUGGAAAGAUUUUGAAUAUGACAAUAUUAUAAACAAUCCGCUACACAACUGUCAUUCGACGCGUCCACAACUCGCGCAUCAUGUAACUUAAUCAACUUGAGCCACAGCCACACUUCGCUAAGCGUUAUUCGAUGAAUUGUUAUGCCGCAAGCUUAUUCAUCGCACUUUUGAUUGUCGCGUCAGCGGAAUGAUUUCGUACGCAUUGUACUUGUAAUCAAAUAUAAACGAAACUGUCAUGAUUACGCUUUAUACUCUAACUCAAUGAUUUAUGUUGCAAUAUUAUAAUACCUAGUAAAAGUGAUAUUAUAUAUCUCAUAUCUGUACAGGUGGAAACUGGAUCCUCUUCAACUGUAAUAGUUUAAGGUUUCAAUUUACUACCAUUUAAGAGAAUUAGGUACUGUGGCAACAAUAUUUUUUGUUAGGGUUUAGGUAAAAUGCUUAAAUAGGUAAAUGUUUGUGCACCGCCUCGGAGUGUUGUGUCGACUUUCAUGGAUGGUAUUCGUAUGAUAUGUACUAGACUUAGUAUUAACAACUUUUACUUACACUGAUGUAGGAAUAUAGAUGUGUUUUAUCGUCGAGGAGUAAAUCAUAAACAUCUUACUUUGUCUAUGGCUUGUCUAUUGUUUAAAGUGCUAUGAGGCAGAAGUAAGACAUGCGAUUUAAAAAUAAAAUUUGAUAAAUACGAAUAUUGAUCGUACUACCCUCAUCGGACCUUAAGUCCGAAACAGAAGUAAUCAAACCAGAAUAUACAAUAAAUAAUCCUUUACACUGUAUUCAUUUUGAUAGAAUUUGUACGAAGUAAAUAAAAAUAAUUAGAUAAUCUCACUCAAAGUAGAGUAAAAACUCAAAAGCAAACUAUUAUUUUAUAUGAAAAGUUUCCGUUAUUAAUAAGUAUAAAUUCUAUUAAAAUAUACUAUAGAAGUAUACUAAUAUCUAUCCUAAAGUUAAUUGGAAGAAUUAUGUUAACGUAAGAUACGGGUUACUUUUCUCAAUCUUUGGCAUCUAUUCUAUAAAUAUUUACGUUUGGGAAUGAUUUAAGUAAUCACUUGUAACGCAUUUACUAGUAUUUUUAAUUGUUUAAACUGUACAGAUGAAAAUAAUUAUAAUUAUACUUUGUAUAUUUUUUGAAAUAUACCGGAAAUGCUAAGUAAA